AUGAUGGUGAUGGACAUGCAGACCAGGCCCUCAGGGCCUCACUGGUACGAGCUGUACCUGCAGCCCUGUGUGGCCGAGCUGCUGGGCACUGCGCUCUUCGUCUUCGUCGGCUGCCUCUCCGUGCUCGAGGACUCCAAGGGCACAGAGCUGCUGCAGCCUGCCCUAGUCCACGGGCUGGCAUUGGGACCCAUCAUCACCAUCCUGGGAGGCAUCAGUGGAGGCCACCUCAACCCUGCAGUGUCCCUGGCUGUGUGGCUGGUUGGAGGGCUGAACAUCACGAUGCUUGUCCCUUACUGGCUCUCCCAGCUCUGUGGAGGGGUGAUAGGAGCUGGCCUGGCAAAGGCUGUGGUGGAGGAGGAGUCCUACAGGAAUUCCACGGGAGGAGCCUUCAGCAUCAUCACAAGUGAUGAGCAGGUCCCCCCUGCCCUCGUGAACGAGAUCAUCAUGACCUCCUUCCUGCUCCUCGUGGUCUGCAUGGGAGCCAUCAAUGGGAAGACCAAGUCCCCACUGGCUCCAGUCUACAUCAGCUGCACCGUCACGGCCACCGUGCUGGCAGGAGGCAGUGUGUCCGGAGCCUGCAUGAACCCCGCCAGAGCCUUUGGGCCCGCGCUGCUGGCAGGCUGCUGGGACUACCACUGGGUGUACUGGGUAGGGCCCACUGUGGCUGCCCUCCUGGUCAGUGUGACAGUGAGGCUGCUGCUGGGUGACCAGAGCACCCGCCUGAUCCUGAAGUGA
Molecule: messenger RNA, 735 nt
Organism: Indicator indicator
Lineage: Eukaryota; Metazoa; Chordata; Aves; Piciformes; Indicatoridae
Gene: AQP8
Product: aquaporin 8
Exons: 5
Coding region: 1-735 (244 amino acids)
Biological process (GO): water transport; transmembrane transport
Cellular component (GO): plasma membrane
Molecular function (GO): water channel activity
Source: RefSeq, a predicted model, not a curated record